Molecule: messenger RNA, 2541 nt
Organism: Benincasa hispida (wax gourd)
Lineage: Eukaryota; Viridiplantae; Streptophyta; Magnoliopsida; Cucurbitales; Cucurbitaceae
Product: putative methyltransferase PMT2
Cellular component (GO): trans-Golgi network; cytoplasm; endosome
Molecular function (GO): methyltransferase activity
Source: RefSeq, a predicted model, not a curated record
AUACAAAUAUUGGGGGGAGAGAGAGAGGCGGAGACGUGUGUGUUGUGGAGGGCAGUACGCUUCCGUUUCGGUCUUACGCAGCUCCGAACAAUUCGAAGUUCCUAUAAUUUUCACUUUCUACUCACACACAUACAGAUCUAUGGCUUUUUGUUCUUCCAGCUUCUCCUAGCUUUUCUCACUUUAGUUAUUCUUCUUCCUUCUCUCUUCCAUUUCCAUUCAGAUCCCACUCGGAUUUUCCAUUUCUGCAACUCCCCUUUCUUGUUUCUUCUGAUUUUGUUGCCGAUUCUGUGGCCUCAAUUGGCCCCGCUUCUUGCCAUUGGCGCAUUAUGGCACCCAAACCAAGUUCAGCAGAUGGUAGGACCAGGAGCUCUAUCCAAAUUUUUAUAGUUGUAGGUUUGUGUCUUUUCUUCUACAUACUAGGCGCAUGGCAGAGGAGUGGAUUUGGGAAGGGAGAUAGUAUAGCUAUGGAGAUUACUAAGAGUGGAUCGGAUUGCAAUAUAAUUUCAAAUUUAAAUUUUGAGACUCAUCACGGAGGUGAGGCUGAGAGUAAUGAGUUGGUAUCAAAAUCAAAAAUAUUUGAGCCAUGUGGUGCUCAAUACACUGAUUAUACCCCUUGUCAAGAUCAGAGGCGUGCAAUGACCUUCCCCAGGAAUAACAUGAUUUAUCGUGAGAGACAUUGCCCAGCUGAGGAAGAAAAGUUGCAUUGCCUGAUACCAGCUCCCAAAGGAUAUGUAACUCCCUUCCCUUGGCCAAAAAGUCGAGAUUAUGUGCCAUUUGCAAAUGCCCCAUAUAAGAGUUUGACCGUUGAGAAGGCUGUGCAGAACUGGAUUCAGUAUGAAGGCAAUGUUUUUAGGUUUCCUGGUGGAGGAACUCAGUUUCCUCAAGGGGCCGAUAAGUAUAUUGAUCAACUUGCUGCUGUGAUUCCUAUAACAAAUGGGACAGUUAGGACUGCUCUCGAUACUGGUUGCGGGGUUGCCAGUUGGGGUGCGUAUCUUCUAAGUAGACAUGUGCUAGCCAUGUCAUUUGCACCACGAGACUCUCACGAAGCACAGGUUCAAUUUGCUCUUGAAAGAGGAGUGCCUGCAGUUAUUGGUGUUCUGGGUACUAUUAAGCUGCCUUAUCCAUCUAGAUCCUUUGACAUGGCUCACUGUUCUCGCUGCUUAAUCCCUUGGGGUGGAAAUGAUGGAACAUACCUAAUGGAAGUUGAUCGAGUUUUGAGGCCGGGUGGUUAUUGGGUGCUUUCGGGUCCCCCAAUCAACUGGAAGACUAAUUAUAAGUCAUGGCAGCGUCCUAGAGAUGAACUUGAGGAGGAGCAGAGAAAGAUUGAGGAUAUUGCCAAACUUCUUUGCUGGGAAAAGAAGUUUGAGAAGGGUGAAAUUGCUAUUUGGCAGAAGAGAGUAAAUACUGAUUCAUGCCCUGACCGACAGGAUGAUUCUCGUGAUAUCUUUUGCAAAUCUCCAGUAUCAGAUGAUGUCUGGUAUGAAAAAAUGGAGACCUGUGUCACUCCAUAUCCUAAUGUUGAGAGCGCUGAUGAGGUUGCUGGUGGUGAACUGAAGCCAUUUCCUUCAAGGCUUUAUGCUGUACCUCCUAGAAUUUCUAGUGGAUCUGUUCCUGGAAUUUCUGUUGAGGACUAUCACGAGGACAAUAAUAAAUGGAAGAGGCAUGUGAAGGCUUAUAAGAAGAUCAAUAAACUUAUUGAUACUGGAAGAUAUCGUAAUAUUAUGGAUAUGAAUGCUGGUUUGGGAAGCUUUGCUGCAGCCCUUGAAUCUUCUAAACUAUGGGUUAUGAAUGUUGUACCCACCAUAGCUGAGAAGAAUACUCUUGGUGUCGUCUUUGAACGUGGAUUAAUUGGCAUCUACCAUGACUGGUGUGAAGCUUUCUCCACCUAUCCUAGGACGUAUGACCUCAUUCAUGCCCAUGGCCUUUUCAGUUUGUACAAGGACAAAUGCAACAUGGAGGACAUUCUUCUGGAGAUGGACAGGAUUUUGAGACCUGAAGGAGCAGUGAUAUUCCGAGAUGAAGUCGAUGUACUUGUUAAGGUAAAGAAGAUGAUAGGAGGAAUGAGAUGGGAUGCAAAAAUGGUGGAUCACGAGGACGGUCCCCUCGUGCCUGAGAAAGUGCUGAUUGCUGUGAAACAGUACUGGGUUGUAGGAGGAAACAACUCCACAUCACACUGAAAUCUCUUUUAAACUUAUGGCUGCUUACAACAUUCCCUCACUCACUCAAAACAAACAGCGCCCUCCUCCCACGAAUGUUAGUGCUGUUGGCUGCACACCAACGGAGGGAAGUGGGGAACACAGAGACCCAGCUAGCUUGCAGGUGCGCUUUGUUUCACUUUUUUGAGCCUUUUAUGGACAAAGACAAUCAAUGCCUUACCUCCCAUUUUUAUGUCCUUAUUUUGUUGUACUCAAUUUAUUAUCCAUAUACACACCCCUUUCUAAGAGAGAAACAUCCAAGUCCGGUUCAGAAACAUCGAAGUCGGGUUGUGUAAUUUUAUUCUGUUACUAAUUUAUUUAAUGCCUAUAUCUUUUGGUAAUUUCA